CAACAAACAUGUUAUUUAACACCAACAAUCAUGUUUUAUUAAGGCAACAAACCAUGUUUACCAAUUUAAUAAACAGAUUUUAUCGACACUUCCAUGAUGUUUGUUGGUUCAACAAACUGGUUUGCCGUUUUCGCGUUUCUUUUUUGCAGCGUGUAGCUAAAUUUGACAGUGUACUUGAGAAAACUUUUCGCUGUGGCAUUUACCGUUACUCAGAUCAAUAUGGCGGACGAAACCGAUUCCAAAGACGCCGUGGAAAUUGUGGAAGAAUUUGUUUUUGAAUCGCUAAGUCCAGAGGAAAUAGAAGUGUUCAAUUUGCUUAGUGAGUUUGAAGUGCAGGCGGAGGUGAUUUCAGCUUUCAUAACAAAUCGUUACACACUUUCUACUCUACGGAUUAUCGAGCGGCCAGAAGUGGAAGCCUUGGUUCAGCCACCUUUCUUGGCGGAAAGGACUAAGAUUAUCGCGGGAUUGAGUAAUUGGCGGAUUAGCCAGGGACUUCCAGCGUUGACGACCGGAGUGAUUCUUCCAGCGGUCAAUCCGGAAACGACGGCACAAACCGCUGUCGGCCGAGAGCAGUGCACGGCCACUUACCUGCUCACGAACUCCCCAAGAGGCAAAUCGAUAAUUGAUCACUACAACGCAUCGGAACUGAAGUUUCUAACCCGGAAGGACCGAAUUGCAAUUACAAACAUCGUUGUGGACGAGUUCUUCUACCGCUUUUCCAAACUAACGCCGUCGGAGUUGAAGCAAAGGGCCGAAGAGCUUUUCAAGUUGUUUCCCGACGUUCCCGAGAAUACGUGGUACGAGCCUUCCCAGUACAAGGACGCUUCCGGAAAAAUCGUGAAACGGAGGUACGCGCGAGGUUGUCUGUAUGACCGCAAUGCCAACAUCCCUGGGAAAAAGAAGACGACAGCCUCUGCGAUCAGUUCGACAUCCGAGGCUGGACCAAGUUCAGCACAAGCCAGCGGAAUAACCAAAUCUGAAGUUGAACAGUACGAGAAGCUCAAGCAGUGGUUUAUACACAACCAAGACGAUUGGGAAGACUUGCGUACGAAGUGGAAAGCUACCAGCCAUAUUCGAUUGCUGCAACUAUCCCAAUUGGACCACCCAACCUGUGAAACGAUUGCUGAUCUUUAUCCUACUCUGAAGAACCACCUCGGAUAUCAACUAAUACAAAUCGAUUUUGCUAAACGUUUUCCCGAAAGAGAGACCAGCUUGUUUGAUCGCUGGGAAAGUUUCUCCAGUGCAAUCAUCCGGAUUCUCCGACUGGAAAUCACUGACGCAGAAGGAAAGGCGCUUCUUACUUCACUGGACGGCAACUGCUCAGAAGAUUCUAAAAAUGUUACCGUGCUAUCGCUGCUGGCUCACUUUUUAGCGUGCAAACAUCCGGUCGGCAAGACCGCCAAAUCCAAACCCUGGAAACCGUCAGUUGCCGAGACAAAGGAGACAAUGUGCGUGACAGUCACGGAUUUUGCUUUACUUCAAGAAGACUUGUCGCGGGUAUCCGCCCGUUUCGACGAGAAAGGCUUACCGGUUACUCCAGUCAUCGUCGUACUCGGUGGCCAAGCCCCCAGUGGCUUCACGUUGUGGCACAAAUCGUUCUCGUUCAAGUUCAACAGUUUUUUGAAAGCGUUGGACGUGUGUUUGAAGCUGUUCAAAGCUUACGAUAUCAGCUACCCACCACAAUCGGAUGAUAUCUGGAGCCUUCUGGCCGGAUAUCUGUACGAGUUUGACAUCACCAAACCGGCCAUUGCUGGACUGAACCGUACGUUGAAGAGACUCGCCGAAGAAAAAUGAUUC
Molecule: messenger RNA, 1797 nt
Organism: Culex pipiens pallens (northern house mosquito)
Lineage: Eukaryota; Metazoa; Arthropoda; Insecta; Diptera; Culicidae
Exons: 6
Coding region: 220-1794 (524 amino acids)
Source: RefSeq, a predicted model, not a curated record